CAAGAGCCAGGGAGAGAGAGAGAGAGAGAUCAGAGAGAAAUGGAAAAAGUGAAGGUGAUAGGAGGAUGGUUCAGUCCAUUUGUGAAGAGAGUGGAAAUGGCCCUCAAAAUGAAAGGCGUUGAAUAUGAAUACAUUGAAGUAGAUGUGGUAAACAAAUCGCCUCUUCUUCUACAACACAAUCCAAUUCACAAAAAAGUGCCUGUGCUUCUACACGACGGCAAAUCCAUCGUUGAAUCCGCUGUGAUUCUUGAAUAUAUCGAUGAAAUUUGGGAAGGUCCAAACAUUCUGCCCAAAGAUCCUUAUGAAAGAGCUAUGGCUCGUUUCUGGGCUAACUUCAUCGAUGAAAAGUGUGCUCCUGCAACGAGGAAAGCUCUAUGGAGCAGAGGAGAGGAGCGAGAAAAGGCCGUAGAGGAAGCAACUCAAGGCUUAAAGAUUCUGGAAAGUGAAGUAAAGGGAAAGAAAUUCUUCGGAGGCGACCAAAUUGGGUAUGUAGAUAUGGUUGGUUGUUUCCUAGCCUAUUGGUUUCCAAUUGUUGAUCAAGUGGUGGGGCUGCAUCUCUUCACACAAGACAAAUUUCCUAGUUUGUGCAAAUGGGCAGAUGAAUUAUGUGACAACGAAUUUAUUAAGGAAUGUCUCCCCGAUAAGGAAAGAUUGGUUGAUAGAGUUCGUGGCUACUCUCAGGCUCCUAGAUCCCUAUAGACAGACUUCUAAUAAUGCUAUACACCUUUGUAUGGAUUUUUACAAACUAAAUUAGAUGAUGAUUUGGGUUGUUUUCAAUUUGAACCAAAUGUUGUGUGGAAAUAUAUUUAUCGGGCUAUUGGGUUUCCUAUUACAAUUAAUGUAGACAUGGUCACAACUAUAUGCAUGUUUUUGGAUUUUUCUUUUCUGUCGAACAGAGUGAAUUAUGUACUUCAUCCGUC
Salvia miltiorrhiza (redroot sage) is the source of this 920-nucleotide messenger RNA. RefSeq names its product probable glutathione S-transferase. Bases 40 to 699 code for a protein of 219 amino acids. Gene Ontology annotation, cellular component: cytoplasm. NCBI's taxonomy places the organism in Eukaryota, Viridiplantae, Streptophyta, Magnoliopsida, Lamiales, Lamiaceae. The record is from RefSeq and is a predicted model, not a curated record. Gene Ontology annotation, molecular function: glutathione transferase activity. The transcript has 2 exons. Gene Ontology annotation, biological process: glutathione metabolic process.